This is a messenger RNA of Triticum aestivum (bread wheat), 2791 nucleotides long. RefSeq lists its product as uncharacterized. The transcript has 3 exons. Bases 643 to 2544 code for a protein of 633 amino acids. The record is from RefSeq and is a predicted model, not a curated record. Lineage: Eukaryota; Viridiplantae; Streptophyta; Magnoliopsida; Poales; Poaceae.
CUCUCCUCUGGAAGCCCCAAGGGCCAAAUUCCAUACCCCCCAUGGCGAAAAGCUCCCACCUUUUCCUCCCCACGCCUCUUUAUUUCCCACCUCCCCUCGUCUCUCCGCCUCUUCGCCCCACUGGCCUCGGCCUGCCCCUCCUCCAAGUCCACCCAUUCGCCUCGAUCGGCGCCCCCGGGUUCUCCAGCCUCCCUCCAGUGUCCAGUCCCGCGUAGCUGGAAACAAUCGAGUCAUGUUGAUGUUGUCAGGCAUGGUAGAUUCAGUUUGGCAUGGAUUUGGAUCAAGUUUGCAUUCUGAGAUAGAUCUCAGAGGACAUUUAAUUGUGUGACAUGAAGUCUGUUUGUGGAUUCUGUUUUAUGCAUAGGAUGCAGUGCACAUGAUUUUUGCCCGUAGUGCUGCAACAUCAUCGUUUCUCGUUCGGGACCAGUAAGCCUAUUGCUCAUGGACAGAGCUGAUACUUCAGGCUUUCUUGGUAGUGGCUCACAUUGCAAGAACAUUGACGUGUGCUUCCAUUUUGUGUAUACUAUAUACUUUCUCGGUGGUGAAGUUGUUAAACUGGGGUUUUGAUUGUUCGGCAGAAGCUAUUGGCCACUUGACAGCGCUCUAGUCUUUCUCUGUCCUAAUCCUACCUUAUACAUAUAUAUGUGUACUGGGAUGGACCUUAAUAUGACAAAUCUUUGGCUUCAUGGGAAGGAACAUAUAGCCGCUUCAUUCUCUCAAGCUGAACAGAGCUCAGAAGCAGUUGAGACUUCUAGAAAAUCAUUUGGGCAGAGGAGUCGAAGUUCCCCUGUUCCUGAUGAUGACUGCAGGCUGGUCCUAGGACUAGGACCAAUGCCAAAUCUGUAUUCUGCUGAUAGUCAAUCAUCCGGUGGGAACAAAGUUAAAUUAUCUGGAAUUUUGUUCACCCAACAUUGUACUGCAAGUGAUCCUGGGUUACAGGUGGACACUUCAAGAGGCAGCUCAAGAAAUUUACAGUCCACAACAGUGCCUGGCCGCAAGGAGCAUUCACAUAAAAGAAAAAAUGGUAUUGUAUUCCCACAUAUUGGCGAGGGAUCAACUUCAGCCAAAAGGAAGCCAGGUGAUUAUGAGCUGUCACCUCUGUUUGCUCCAAGAUCAGAUGGUCUUUUUAUUGAUAGAACAACGGCAGAGCCUGAUGUCCAGCAACACCUUGGAACCGGAUAUGAGGCCGAUCAUGAUUUAUCUCUUGAGCAGCACGAGGUUGAGCUUAGCCCCGAGCCUUCAGCAACAACUGGUUGUUCUUUUGCCGCAACUUCAGAUACAGUAGAUAGUACUGAUAAUGGGGAGCAGAAAAGUCAUCAGCGCCAUCUCAAGAAGUGCAGGUUCAAUGGGUGUUCCAAGGGCGGAAGGGGUGCCUCAGGGCUCUGUAUUUCCCAUGGCGGCGGUCACCGGUGCCAAAAGCCAGGUUGCAAUAAAGGGGCCGAGAGCCGAACUGCGUACUGCAAAUCUCACGGAGGAGGAAAGCGGUGCCAGGAGCUAGGCUGCACCAAAAGCGCCGAAGGGAAGACAGAGUUCUGCAUCGCUCAUGGCGGUGGGCACCGGUGCAGGGUUCAGGAGUGCUCCAAAGCAGCGCGGGGAAGAUCAGGAUUUUGCAUAAAGCACGGUGGAGGGAAGAGGUGCAUGAUGGAGGGCUGCACCAGGAGCGCCGAGGGAUAUCCCGGGGUGUGCAUCGCACAUGGAGGUGGUCGCCGGUGUCAGUACCCGGACUGCAGCAAGGGAGCACAGGGAGGCACCCUGUUCUGCAAGUCCCAUGGUGGAGGCAAACGGUGCAUAUCCGAAGGUUGCACCAAAGGGGCCGAGGGCAGCACGUUGCUAUGCAAAGGCCAUGGCGGCGGGAAGAGGUGCCUCUUCGAGGGAGACGCGGCAUGUCCUAAGAGUGUCCACGGCGGAACCAGCUUCUGCGUGGUGCACGGAGGGGGCAAGCGCUGCGCCGCACCAGGGUGCACCAAGAGUGCUCGUGGUCGCACCGAUUGCUGCGUGAGGCAUGGCGGCGGCAAGCGCUGCAAAUCCGAUGGGUGCGGCAAGAGCGCGCAGGGGAGCACGGACUUCUGCAAGGCGCACGGCGGGGGCAAGCGGUGCGCCUGGGGCGCCGCCGGCUGUGAGAAGUUUGCCAGGGGGAGGAGCGGUCUGUGCUCUGCUCAUGGAAACCUGACGGCCUCGAAGCAGGGCCUAAGCAUGACCGGGCCUGGCCUCUUCAGCGGGAUCGUCGUCGAGGGCAGCGGCGGCAUGGACCAUGUCAUCUCUUCUUCUCUCCCCGGCGCCUCCUCAGACUGCUGCGGCGAGUCGUCGGGAGAACACAUGCAGAGUGGCAGGCUCAUACCGCCACAGCUGCUGGUUCCUGGCUCCCUGCAGAAACCAUCGUCUUCGUUUAACCUGUCGGGCAAUGGCCACGAAGAAGAAGCUGGUGUUAGCCGGGACCAGAGCUUCGGGUUCGUCGUGCCGGAAGGAAGGGUGCACGGUGGAGGCCUCAUGUCGAUGCUCCGAGCAGGACACCUGGGAAGCAACAUCAACAACCCGGAAUCCUGAUGAAAACGACACAUCUUGUGUGUGGUUUGAGCAUAUUAUGAUUCUGUGCCUAGCAACCGUAUUACUCUUGACCGUCAUUGGGCUUUGAGUAAUCCUUUGAGCAUAUAAGACUGUCAGCGUGUAAUACUUGUGUACACAGCUUCGGUGUACUAGUUUCCUUGUGUACACAGCUUCGGUGUACUUGUUUCCUUGUGUACAGAGCUUCAGUGUACUUGUUCGUCUAUGAACGAAAUUGCAUUAUCUUGAA